AUGGCCCAGGCGGGGGGCCCUGUCCACUUCCACCCCGAGGAGGCCUGCGCCACCUCGCCCCUGCCGUUCGUCCGCGGGGUGGACCGGAGCCUGGAGCUCGUGGGGGACGUUGGACCCCCCCAGCCCUCGCCCCUGCCCCAGCAGCAGCUCCUGCGCACACUGAAGCUGGAGGCCUCUGCGUCCGACCCACUCCUGGCUGGGGGCAGGACCUCAGGGGGAAUGCAUCCCUGUGGGAAGGAGUCCUGCACCCUCGACGCCGACUGCCUCUGCCACUCCCUCACCAACGGGCUGCCGGAGGACUUCCCCGCCUUCGCCAGGAGCCCCCCAAAGCCGGAGCCUCGAGCCCAGGGCAGCGCGUGGCCAUACCCCCGGCAGAGCUCGGCCCAUGCCCAGCGCAUCGCCAGGGCCAAGUGGGAAUUCUUCUAUGGCUCCUUGGACACCCCGAAGACAGGCUCCUCUGCCCCUGACUGCGCUCCCCUGGCCGAGUCCCCCCAGAAGCCCGUCUGCCCGCUGCCCGCUGAGCCGCCGGGGUCGGUGCCCAAGCACAGCCUGAGCCACGUAGAGGUGGAGAUAGAGAUGUCUCCUCCGGGCAGCCAGAAGCCCGGCUCCUGUGAGACUGGGAUUAUAAGGAGGACAGUGAAGUACUCUGAGACAGACCUGGACACCGUGCCACUGAGGUGCUAUCGAGAAACCAACAUCGACGAUAUCCUGGCCGAGAAGGAGGAGGUGGAUUCGGCGAUUGAGAGCCAGAAGGACAGCGAGAGCAACCCAAGCUUCGGGGGCACCCCGGGCAGGAGGAACAGCACACCGGAGGAGCCCCCCGCCCCGGGCACUGGCUGCCCGAAGGAUGGCCUGGGGGAUGGGGACGCAGACGAAGACAAUGAGGUGUUUGAGGCGACGAGGAAGGAGAACAGGGAAAGGUGAGGCUCUGCAGGCGGGGAGCAUUUAGACACACAGGGUAUGCUCAAGUCUCCAGUGCCCUUCCUUCUAGGGCACAGCCUCUCCAAGGAUGGCAUGGACUCUUUCAGCAAGCAUUUUGAGAGCAUCAUGGAGUCCCAUCGAGCCAAAGGCACAUCUUACACCAGCCUGGACUCCAUUGACAUCCUCUCCUCCCCAGCCCGCACCCAUGGGACCUUUUUCACUUUUGACCUCCCAACCCUCACCCCAGAAAUACAGGGACAGAUCCAAGACAGCGCCAAGCUGAUCGAGGAGAACUUUGCUCCUCUGGCUCAUUUGGAGCCGGACUCUGGGACCAGUUCAGCCACAGAUGCCCCCUGGACGGAGAGGGAGGAGGAGCGGGGGAGACGAAGGAAGGGUGCUCAGCACAGCCCUUGCCACUCAGAGGACAGCUUUGGUACUCGCUUGGCCUCCAACAUGAGUGACCACCCCCUGAGCCAGCUGGUUUUGGACUCAGACUCGGAGAUGGACAGCGUGGAGCAGCUGGCCCUGGGCAGCACGGACACCCUCUCCAACGGGCACAAGGCUGACCUGGAGGCUGCCAAACGCCUGGCCAAGAGGCUCUACAACCUGGAUGGCUUUAAAAAAGCAGAUGUGGCCCGUCACUUGGGGAAGAACAACGAGUUCAGCAAGAUGGUGGCAGGAGAAUAUCUGAAGUUCUUUGUGUUCACGGGGAUGAGCCUGGACCAGGCUCUCAGGUCCUUUCUAAAGGAGCUGGCCUUGAUGGGAGAGACGCAAGAGCGAGAGCGAGUGCUGGCUCAUUUUUCCCAGCGCUAUUACGAGUGUAAUCCCAACGCCAUCUCUUCAGAGGACGGAGCCCACACCCUCACCUGCGCCCUGAUGCUGUUAAACACAGAUCUGCAUGGACACAACAUUGGGAAGAGAAUGUCCUGCUCCGACUUCAUUGGCAACUUGGAGGGGCUCAAUGGAGGCACUGAUUUCCCCAAGGAGCUGCUCAAGGCGCUGUACGGCUCCAUCAAGAACGAGAAGCUGCAGUGGGCCAUAGAUGAGGAGGAGCUGAGAAAGUCCCUCUCGGAGCUGGCAGACCCCAACCCUAAGUCCAUCAAGCGCAUCAGCAGCUGCAGUAACCCCUUUCUGGACUUCUCCCAAGACUCCAGCAUCGCCACCUACAAGCAUGGACUGUUAGUGCGCAAGAUCCACGCUGAUCCCGACUGCAAGAAAAGUAGGUGCCUGGGGAGCCCACGGGAGGGACUCGGGGAGAGGGGGCACUGGUGAGCUCCAGAAACCCUAACGGGGAGCGGGGCAGGACGCACUACGUGACACCUGACUGAGGAGUAUAAGCCAGGGAAGUCGCUGGCGGAAGAGGAGCUGAAGAACGCUAUUAGCAUCCACCAUUCGCUUGCCACGCGGGCGUCUGACUACAGCAAGCGACCCAACGUCUUCUACCUCAGGACAGCUGACUGGAGGGUCUUCCUCUUCCAAGCACAGAACCCUGAACAGAUGCACUCGUGGAUCACGCGCAUCAAUGUGGUGGCAGCCAUGUUCUCCGCACCCCCUUUCCCUGCAGCCAUCGGCUCCCAGAAGAAGUUCAGCCGUCCGCUGCUGCCCAGCUCCUGCACCAGGCUGUCCCAGGAGGAGCAGGUGAAGAGCCAUGAGACCAAGUUCAAGACGAUGUCAGCAGAGCUGCUGGAGCAUCGCUCCUCGCUGCCUGAGAAGAAGGUGAAAGGCAAGGAGUACGAGGAGCUGAAGCAGAAGGAAGAGUACCUGGAGUUUGAGGUGAGCUGGGAGACGCCCCCCCCACUCUGCCCCCAGCCCCUCUGCCGCUGCCUGCUUGGCCAUCCUGAGUGA
Molecule: messenger RNA, 2766 nt
Organism: Pygoscelis adeliae (Adelie penguin)
Lineage: Eukaryota; Metazoa; Chordata; Aves; Sphenisciformes; Spheniscidae
Gene: PSD
Product: pleckstrin and Sec7 domain containing
Exons: 16
Biological process (GO): regulation of ARF protein signal transduction
Molecular function (GO): guanyl-nucleotide exchange factor activity
Source: RefSeq, a predicted model, not a curated record